Molecule: messenger RNA, 1247 nt
Organism: Coccinella septempunctata (seven-spotted ladybird)
Lineage: Eukaryota; Metazoa; Arthropoda; Insecta; Coleoptera; Coccinellidae
Product: retinol-binding protein pinta-like
Exons: 1
Coding region: 305-1150 (281 amino acids)
Cellular component (GO): membrane
Molecular function (GO): phosphatidylinositol bisphosphate binding
Source: RefSeq, a predicted model, not a curated record
UCAGCAGCUGCCAUCACAAUGGGAAUAUUGGAUUGAAUGUGUAUAUAUUCAUACGCAUUAUCAUCAGUUGAAGAGAAAUGAAAUAAUCAAAUGAUAAUUCCUGAAACUGAACGAAGUUUUGAUAGGUGAUCUUUGUCUCCUACAUAAUCACUGUACUGACAAUAUUUAUUGUGUAUCUCCUCUCAGAGAAAAGCAUAAUGCCCUCAUUUCUUAAUGUCAUCGAUUCAAAACAAGGCUAAAUUUGCAUAGGAGUGGUAGAAAUGAUAUUCUAACCUAUCAACAGAGUGAUACAAAGUGACCUAACAUGGAAACAUCGGACGAUUCUAGUUCAUCUUUGGAAAUUGAAAACCCCACAACAACAUCUCUGAAUGAGAACAAGGAAAGUCUGGACAAGUCUCUGAGACACCUCAAAAAAUGGGUUGAAGAAAACAAGAACCUUCACAUCAGGAAUGAGGACAAGUAUAUAGUGAUUUUCCUCAGGUGUUGCAAAUACGAUUUGGCGAAGACCAAGAAGAAAAUAGAAGAUUUUUAUCGGAUGAAGAAGACAAGGCAUCAGUUGUUCACCAACCGCGAUCCAUUCUCAGCAGAAGUCCAGGGCCUCAUCAAGAUGGGAACCUUUUUCGUGCUGAAAAAUCCCCAGGGAAACUGCCCCGUAGUCAUCAUCAGGCCCUCCAUAAGAGAUCCUUCGAUCUACAACAUGGAUCAAGUGUUGAAAAGCGGAUCUAUGGUCAUGGACGUUUUGGCUAUGGAAGAUGAACUGGCGCAACUUUAUGGAAUCAUCACAGUGGUAGACCUUACGAACACUGGUCUUUCGAAUGUCACCGAAUUGUCCGUUUCUCGGUUGAAGGAUAUGGUGUCUGUGUGGCAGAAUUAUUACUGUAGGCCACAGAAGAUACUGUUCAUAAACGUGCCCGCUUACAUAAAUGUGUUUUUGAAAAUGGUCAAGAGUUUCAUGACUGCUAAGAUGCGAGGACGUGUUGAAGUAAAUCGCGGUAGUGAUGCUCUGACUGAAGUUUUGGAUAAAAAAAUUUUGCCGCCGGAGUACGGGGGAGAGGGUGAAACAAUAGAAGAAUUGUCGUGCUAUUGGGCCAACAAAUUGACUUCUUACUUUCAGUGGUUUAAAGAAGAUGAAAAAUUCAAAGCUAUUUAACGCUCUCUUGUUAUUUUUCCGCUGUUUUUAAUCGUUAAAAAAUUUCUAUUUCUAUGAUAUUGUUUUUGUUCCAUUUAAAAUAAAAUUUUUAUUACUA